UGAAUCCUUCCCAGAAGAAUCUCUACAAAGAUGUGAUGUUGGAGACUUACUGGAACCUUGCUGUUAUAGGUCGCAAUUGGGCAGAUCAUAAUAUUCAAGAAUACUGCCAAAUUUCUCGAAGACAUGGAAGGUACAAAAGAAGUCACUUUGGAGAGAAUCCCUCUGAAUAUACUCAAUGUGUUAACCUCUUUGCAUAUCCCCAGUAUCGUCAAAGACGUAAAGGAAUUCGUAUUAGAAAGAAAACCUGUGAAUGUAAUCAAUGUGGUAACUUUUAUGUGCCGCAGUAGUCUUCAAAUACAUAAAAGAAUACAUACUGGAGAGAAACCUUAUGAGUGUAAUCAAUGUGGGAAAGCCUUCUCAUGUGUUAGUCUUCUUGGAAAACAUAAGAGAACACAUACUGGUGAGAAACCUUAUGAAUGUAAUCAUUGUGGUAAAGCCUUUUCACAGCGCAGCAAUCUCCAAAUCCAUAUCAGAACACAUACUGGAGAGAAACCCUAUGAAUGCAAUAAAUGUGGUAAAGCCUUUGCACGUUAUAGUCAUCUUCAAAUACAUGAACGAACUCAUACUGGUGAGAAACCUCACAAAUGUAAUCAAUGUGGUAGAGUCUUUUCAGAGCAAAGUAAUCUCCGAAUGCAUGAAAUAAUACAUACUGGAGUGAGAGCCUAUGAAUGUAAUAUAUGUAGUAAAACUUAUGCACACCAGAGUUAUAUUCGGAUACAUAAAAGAACACACACUAGAGAGAAGCCCUAUAAAUGUGAUCAGUGUGAUAAAACAUAUGCACGUCACAAUCAUCUUCAAGCACAUAAAAGAACUCAUACUGGAGAGAGACCAUAUGAAUGCAGUCAAUGUGGUAAAGCCUUUUCACAACAAAGUCAUCUCCAAAUACAUAUCAGAACACAUACAGGAGAGAAACCCUACGAAUGUACUGAAUGUGGUAGAGCUUUUUCAAGUAAUGGACAGCUUAAACUACAUAAAAGAACACAUACUCGAGAGAAACCUUAUGCGUGUGAUGAAUGCGGGAAAGACUUUGCCUAUCUCGGUAGUCUCCAAAUACAUAAAAAAAUACAUACUGGAGAGAAACCUUACAAAUGUAAUCAGUGUGUUGAAGCCUUUGCACAGCACAGUCAUCUUCGAAUACAUAGAAGAAAACACUGGAGUGAAUCCCUGCAAAUAUAAUCAAUGUGAUACGGUAUUUAUCAGUAGUUUUCAAAACUAUGAGAAAAAAAUCAUACUGCAGGAAAACCCUGUAGUUGCAGUGAUUAUGGUAAAGUUUUGCACUUACUUGUCUUUAUACCAGACAAAAUCUUUUAUUGUGUCAUUGAUAUGUUAAUGCCUUUGCCUGUCAGAGUAGCAUUUGAGGGCCUCAAAAAACUCACACUGAAGGCAACCUGAGCUUCAAGGAUGUGGUAAGAUCUUUAGUCUACAUACUUACAUCCAGUUGCACAAGAUUAUUUAUUCUGAAGAAAAAAAAAAUCUGACAAGUGUCCACAAUCUGUCUGUUCAAGCUUUACAAUGUCCCUCUUAUUAUUUGUACCUCCAACCUCAUAUGGACAAA
Molecule: messenger RNA, 1555 nt
Organism: Mesocricetus auratus (golden hamster)
Lineage: Eukaryota; Metazoa; Chordata; Mammalia; Rodentia; Cricetidae
Product: zinc finger protein 239-like
Biological process (GO): regulation of transcription by RNA polymerase II
Cellular component (GO): nucleus
Molecular function (GO): RNA polymerase II cis-regulatory region sequence-specific DNA binding; DNA-binding transcription activator activity, RNA polymerase II-specific
Source: RefSeq, a predicted model, not a curated record